AUGGAUGCCCGUGUCGAUUCAAGGGCCGCUUCGGUCGAGGAGAACGACAGUACCGACAUCAACGCUCCGCUCAAGGCCGCCCCGAAACUGGUUGCGCCCGAACCUGAACACUGUCCCGGUCCCGAAUCGCAGAGUGCAGGCAAAGGUGAUGCCUGCGCCGGCUGUCCGAACCAGCAGAUUUGCGCCACCGCCCCCAAAGGCCCCGAUCCCGAUAUCCCUCUCAUCACCGCCCGUCUCGCCUCUGUCAAGCACAAGAUUCUCGUCCUCAGCGGUAAAGGUGGUGUCGGCAAAUCUACCUUCACAACUAUGCUAGGACAUGCAUUUGCUGCAAACCCUGACGCCCAAGUUGGAAUUAUGGACACCGACAUUUGUGGUCCCAGUAUACCCAAGAUGAUGGGCGUAGAGCAAGAGACGAUUCAUGUGAGCAACGCUGGAUGGAGCCCGGUCUGGGUUACCGAAAACUUGGGAGUUAUGAGUGUCCAAUUCAUGCUGCCAAACCGCGACGACGCUGUCAUCUGGCGCGGUCCCAAGAAGAACGGCCUCAUCAAACAGUUCCUCAAGGAUGUAGAGUGGGGCGAGUUGGACUACCUCGUUGUUGACACCCCUCCUGGUACUAGUGAUGAGCAUCUCAGUGUCAACAGCUUCCUCAAAGAGUCUGGUGUCGACGGUGCUGUUGUUGUCACAACUCCGCAAGAAGUCAGUCUCCUGGAUGUACGAAAGGAAAUCGACUUCUGCCGCAAGGCUGGAAUCAAGGUGCUCGGCAUUGUGGAGAACAUGUCAGGCUUUGUCUGUCCCAAGUGCACCCACGAGAGCCAGAUCUUCAAGGCUACUACCGGUGGUGCUAGAGGCUUGGCUAAGGACAUGUCCAUUCCCUUCCUCGGUGCAGUCCCUCUUGACCCUCGCAUUGGUAUGGCUUGCGACUUUGGCGAGAGCUUCUUUGACAACUUCCCCGACAGUCCAGCAUGCAAUGCUCUUCGUCACGUCGUUCGCAGAGUUGGCGAGGAGAUGGGCGUCGACACUUCGUACAACGAGGACUGA
Messenger RNA from Aureobasidium melanogenum CBS 110374, 1038 nucleotides. RefSeq names its product cytosolic Fe-S cluster assembly factor NBP35. The transcript has 2 exons. Bases 1 to 1038 code for a protein of 345 amino acids. Gene Ontology annotation, molecular function: 4 iron, 4 sulfur cluster binding; ATP-dependent FeS chaperone activity; ATP binding. Gene Ontology annotation, biological process: iron-sulfur cluster assembly. Lineage: Eukaryota; Fungi; Ascomycota; Dothideomycetes; Dothideales; Saccotheciaceae. Gene Ontology annotation, cellular component: cytosol. The record is from RefSeq and is a predicted model, not a curated record.